AUGGCAGAUAUUGGUAUACGGAACCCGAAGAUAGAACGGCUAGCGGAGCGUGAUACUUUGAGGUGUUAUGAUGACAUGUAUCUCGACAACCCCUACGCCAUAACGGGAACCAAGAGCUUCAUUUACCCAAUGGACGGUUCCAAUUGGGAAGGGAGAUCGUCAAAGUGGGACGACCCGAGCAGAACCGAUAUAAAAGAGGACAAAAAUGAGACGACGAAAUCGACUCAGUCGAUGAGAUCGACAGCCUGGGCACAAUCUAGGUACGAGCCGCAUGAGAACACACAUGCGAGCAGAGCAACACCCCAGGCGUACAGUCACUAUGUCCAAUCAGCGAGCCACACCCAAGCGGGUAUAAGCCAACCCCAAACAGACGCACAACGGGGACAAGGACGGUACAGAGGAAGGAAUUUCAUACCGAACUUCAGAAGUAAUAGGGGUGGAAGAGGUCGAGGUGGUGGAGCACGGGGCGGACAGAAUGGUAGUAGGGAAGGUGAAGGUGCAACCACGGGUAGCAUCCAGAGCGACCAGACCCAAAGGCAGUGA
This is a messenger RNA of Melampsora larici-populina 98AG31, 543 nucleotides long. RefSeq lists its product as uncharacterized. The coding region runs from base 1 to 543 and encodes 180 amino acids. Lineage: Eukaryota; Fungi; Basidiomycota; Pucciniomycetes; Pucciniales; Melampsoraceae. The transcript is spliced from 3 exons. The record is from RefSeq and is a predicted model, not a curated record.